AUGAAGUCGACUUGGCUGCAAUGUCGCAAGGUUACCGGCGCAGGGGGACUCGGGGGACCAUUGCCUGGGUCCACUCCGGGAAGGGGAACCGGCCCGGCUCGCAGGGCUUACGUGGCCCCCAGCCCGCGGGGCAGUGUGGGGGGUCUGGGGUGCCGGGCGCUCUCUUCCGGCGGCGGCGGCGGAGAGUACAAGACCCACUUCGCGGCCUCGGUGACCGACCCAGAGAGGUUCUGGGGCAAAGCUGCUGAGCAGAUUAGCUGGUACAAGCCCUGGACCAAAACGCUAGAGAACAGACACCCGCCUUCCACCAGUUGGUUUGUGGAAGGAAUGCUUAACAUUUGUUACAAUGCCAUCGAUCGUCAUAUUGAAAAUGGUAAAGGGGACAAGAUUGCUAUCAUCUAUGACAGUCCAGUUACAAAUACUAAAGCAACUAUUACCUAUAAAGAAGUCUUAGAGCAGGUCUCUAAGUUGGCUGGUGUUUUGGUCAAAUAUGGCAUCGAGAAAGGUGACACUGUGGUCAUCUACAUGCCCAUGAUCCCACAGGCCAUGUACACCAUGCUGGCAUGUGCAAGGAUAGGAGCCAUCCACAGUCUCAUAUUUGGGGGAUUUGCAUCCAAAGAACUAAGUAGUCGCAUUGAUCAUGUAAAGCCCAAGAUGGUUGUAACAGCAUCAUUUGGCAUUGAACCUGGAAGGAGGGUAGAAUAUAUACCACUUCUAGAAGAAGCAGUGAGGAUAGGACAACACAAACCAGACAAAAUUCUCAUUUAUAAUCGUCCGAAUAUGGAAACGGUUCCUUUGGCUCCAGGUCGUGACCUUGACUGGGAUGAAGAGAUGGCAAAAGCACAGUCCCACGACUGUGUCCCUGUUCUUUCUGAUCACCCCCUGUAUAUUCUUUACACAUCUGGGACAACAGGGCUGCCUAAGGGUGUGGUUAGACCCACAGGGGGAUAUGCUGUAAUGCUAAACUGGACUAUGUCUUCUGUAUAUGGACUUAAACCUGGAGAGGUGUGGUGGGCUGCUUCUGAUUUAGGCUGGGUUGUUGGACAUUCCUAUAUCUGCUACGGACCUCUUCUACAUGGGAACACAACAGUUUUGUAUGAGGGGAAGCCUGUGGGGACACCAGAUGCUGGUGCUUAUUUCCGCGUGCUGGCAGAGCAUGGAGUGGCUGCCUUGUUUACAGCACCGACUGCAAUUAGAGCAAUCCGUCAACAGGACCCUGGGGCAGCCUUGGGGAAGCAGUACCCUCUGACAAGGUUCAAAACAUUAUUUGUGGCUGGAGAACGUUGUGAUGUGGAGACCCUUGAAUGGUCCAAACAGGUCUUCCGAGUUCCCGUCUUAGACCAUUGGUGGCAAACUGAGACUGGAUCCCCAAUUACAGCUUCAUGCAUUGGAUUAGGUAAUUCUAAAACACCUCCACCAGGGCAAGCAGGAAAACGUGUUCCUGGAUACAAUGUUAUGAUUUUGGAUGACAACAUGCAAAAAUUGAAGGCUCAGUGCUUAGGAAACAUUGUGGUGAAGUUGCCAUUACCCCCUGGGGCUUUUUCGGGACUCUGGAAGAAUCAAGAAGCAUUCAAGCAUCUAUACUUCAAAAAAUUUCCUGGAUAUUAUGACACCAUGGAUGCUGGUUACAUGGAUGAAGAAGGCUAUUUGUAUGUUAUGUCUCGAGUUGACGAUGUAAUAAAUGUUGCAGGUCACAGGAUUUCUGCAGGUGCCAUUGAAGAGUCAGUCCUUUCCCAUGGUACUGUGGCAGACUGUGCUGUUGUUGGCAAGGAGGAUCCUUUGAAAGGUCACGUCCCUUUAGCACUCUGCGUGUUGAGAAAAGAUAUAAAUGUAACAGAGGAACAAGUUUUGGAAGAAAUUGUGAAACACGUUAGAGAGAGCAUUGGACCUGUGGCUGCUUUUCGAAAUGCAGUGUUUGUCAAACAGUUACCCAAAACCCGAUCUGGCAAAAUCCCCCGGUCAGCUUUAUCUGCCCUCAUCAACGGAAAGCCAUAUAAGAUAACUCCUACAAUUGAGGACCCCAGCAUUUUCGGGCACAUAGAAGACGUGCUAAAGCAGGCAUCCUGA
Messenger RNA from Orycteropus afer afer, 2067 nucleotides. It is a transcript of the gene ACSS3, whose product is annotated as acyl-CoA synthetase short chain family member 3. The transcript has 16 exons. The coding region runs from base 1 to 2067 and encodes 688 amino acids. The record is from RefSeq and is a predicted model, not a curated record. NCBI's taxonomy places the organism in Eukaryota, Metazoa, Chordata, Mammalia, Tubulidentata, Orycteropodidae.